This is a messenger RNA of Pimephales promelas (fathead minnow), 1423 nucleotides long. It is a transcript of the gene tm4sf5, whose product is annotated as transmembrane 4 L six family member 5. Gene Ontology annotation, cellular component: membrane. Lineage: Eukaryota; Metazoa; Chordata; Actinopteri; Cypriniformes; Leuciscidae. The record is from RefSeq and is a predicted model, not a curated record.
CUGUAAAACAGGGCCUUGUUGUUCAGUCAUGGCUUUACUGUAACUCGUCCUUACAUUGAUCAACCAGACACACUUAGGCUAUCACUACACGUUAGACAGUAAUGAUCAGUAAAUCAGAAACGUCAUCCACUUGUGCUAACAGACCAUAAAUGGCACUGAUAAAAGCACUGUAAAUAUUGUCAAGUCUCAAAGGGCAUUCGGUGGUGUCAGUGUGUGUCCGUGUCGCGCUAAGAACAACACAACCUUCGCCAGUUUCUCUUGAAUCUGAUUUUUAAUACUGAGAUUCGUCACAAUGUGUACUGGAAAGUGUGCGCGGUUGGUGGGGCUAAUACUUCUACCCUCGGCUUUUUUGUGCAUAAUAGCCAAUAUACUUUUAUUCUUCCCUAAUGGGGAGAAGCUGGAAACGAAUCAGAUUUCCCUGCAGGUCUGGCUUAUGGGAGGUGCUCUUGGUGGAGGACUAUUUAUGAUGUGUCCAAGCUGCUCAGCCAUCAGAGCCGGGGGCAAAGGUUGCUGUGGGGCUGGUUGCUGUGGAAACCGUUGCCGUAUGCUGAGUUCUGUUUUCUCGUCUGUAUUUGGCGUUAUUGGGUCGGUCUACUGUGGUUGUGUCGCCAUUGCAGCGCUGGCUGUCGGGCCAAAAUGCAGAGUGGGCGAAGACUGGAAAUAUCCCUUUGAGGAUAAAUCAGAGAACAGCACUAGUUACCUGGUGGAUCAGAAUAGAUGGUCCGAAUGUGACUUUCCUGACAAUGUGGUUCUCUGGCACAUCGUGCUGUUCUCCAUCCUGUUGGGUCUGGCUCUGUUGCAGGCGAUACUCUGUGUCAUUCAGGUCGUGAACGGAUGCGUGGGCUGCUUCUGUGGAGACUGCCGAAAGAGAAAAUCGGAUGAAGGAGGUCUGUGAGAUCUUCUGAGGGGGAAAACUACAACAACUACAACAAUGGACUAACAGCUUUCACACAGACUGCUUAUAAGCAUCACUAAAAAGGGUUGUGUGUAAAUUUAACCUUAUUUGAACUUUAUUCUGUAUUUUUAUGCACUGAAAAAAAAUUGGAGUUGGAUUUACUUGAGAAAAGCUAACUAACUUUUUUCACUCAGAAAAUGCUAGUAAAUUUGCCAAGAAAAAACCUAAACAUAUUUAACAGUAGCUUUAAUUAGAAAUCUAUUAAGUUAAAUGGAAUAUUGAAUUAAGUAAACUUUACAAAAAAUAUUUUUUAACUUGGCUAGUAAAAGGUUGAUAAUGUCGAUUUCCUUUGCCUUUGUAUUACAUAUCACUAAAACAAUAAUAUUAAAAUGUAUUAGUCAUUUAUAGUAUAUGCUUUACUUAGAUCAUCUUGUCAGAUGUUACGCAUCAUGUGAAUGUAAAGACCUCAAUACUUGGUAGACAAUACACACUGGCGGUAACAUUUGAUGGGUCGUUUUUGUGUUUGAA